GCGUAGCGAUUGAGUACUUUACAUGAAGUGGGCGUACCCGUCACAUGGAAAACAAAAUAGCGCCCCCGAGUCACGUGUAUACAGCUCACACAGUUAUAAUCUUCAUGAUUAACGGCGUCGUCAGGAAGCUUAGAGAUCUGCGAGAUUAACACAAGUCAUUUCCUUGUUUGUAUGUUUUUAUUCAAGUUAAAGGAACACCACACAGGCGCGUAUAGUUUUGACUCAUAUGAUAGCUCUAAGCUUUUAGAACUAGCUUUAAUUCGCAGAGGUUUUGCGCUCAUUGUGUUUAGCAUCGGCACCCCACGUAUUCGGGUGCGCGUAUACCCACUGCUUUCCGUGUCCGCGUGAUUGAUUGCGCGGUAAUGAUAGGUUUUAUCGCCUCGCUAUGGGCUGAUCUUUGCUGUAUGUGGGAAUGGAGGGGAGUAAUCUCACAGAUGAAGUUGUGUCUAUGGUUGACGUGCUUCAGGAGGAUAAUGAAUUAGAGGAAGAAGCGAAUGCUGUGUUUGGAGAUAGCGAUGACCAGCAAUGCACUUACGAAAAGGGUUAUGUUGGACGGCAGGCACUCUACGCCUGCAGCACUUGCAGCUGUCCGUCAUCUGAGCCUGCAGGACUCUGUUUGGCCUGUAGCUUGACAUGCCAUGAUGGACAUGAGCUCUAUGAGUUGUACACAAAAAGAAAUUUCCGCUGUGACUGUGGCAAUUCAAAAUUUGAAGGAUUCAACUGUAAACUCUUCCCAGACAAAGAUGCUGUUAACAAGUCAAACAUGUAUAACCAGAACUUUACAGGCGUGUAUUGUACCUGCCAUAGGCCAUACCCAGACCCAGAAGAUGAAAUCGAAGAUGAGAUGAUCCAAUGUAUAGUUUGUGAAGAUUGGUACCACUCAAGACACCUGGGCUGUCUUCCACCCGCUAAUGGUGAUUACCAGGAGAUGAUUUGUGACAGCUGUAUGGACAGGUGUACCUUUCUGCAAGCUUAUCUUACUCUUUCAGUACCAAGUUUGUCAUCAUUGGGUCCCAGUCAGCAAGUUAUCACUAAAGAGGAGGUUAACGGCUCUAUUGAAGUUGGACCAUCGGACGAGAAACCUGCAACUAAAAAUGACAAAUUUAAAAAGGAAAAACAGGAUCAGACAUUUGAAAAAAACAGCAAAGAAAAUUUAGAUAAGAUAAAAAAAAGGGAACAAGAGGAUAACAAUCCUGUCGCUGAGCCCCAUUACAAAGAUGCCCAAAGCUCCUCUGCGGGGAGUGACUCAAUUCCUUCUGAGUCUCCCUGCAAGCUGGAUCAACUGCAGUUAAAUGUAACAUCUGUAAAGCCUGGCGCCUCCUUUUGGAAUGUCGGCUGGAGAGCACAGCUCUGCACUUGUACCAAGUGCAAAACACUUUAUAACACUCUGGGUGUGUCUUUCCUCACAAGUGAGCAAGACACUCUUGUAGCAUACGAAGCACGUGGCCAGUCAGCAAGGCAGUCAGCGUAUGAGAGCGGCAUGCAGGCCCUUGGAGGCAUGGGACGCAUCAACCAGGUCGAGGCAUUACAUGAGUACAACAACAUGAAAGAUGAGCUAACAGAUUUCCUAAGAGAGUUUGCUACUCAAGGAAAGGUUGUCAAACCAGAGGACAUUCAAGGAUUCUUUGAGAGCAUGCAAGCACGCAAGAGGCAGCGAGUAGGAACAGCUAACACAGUGCAGUAUUCAUGCAAGUAGCCUGGAUUAUGUGGUAUGCGUGUAGGUUUUUUUUUUUUAAUAAUGCAAGCAGCCAGCGAACACAAUGCAGUAUUCGUACAAGUAGCCUAGGUAACACAGUGUAGUAUAUGUACUAGUAGCCUGGAUUGUGUGGGAUACCUGUGUAUUAGACAUCCAAAAAGUAUUUGAAACAACAUUAAUUAUCAGCUACUGCAGAAGCAAUACAGGCAACAGAGAUUGUCUGGUAUGCCGGUGACGGUUUUUCAGUGUACCUGGCAGUUAUCAUGCAAGUAGCUUGUAUGUUGCCUGUGCUUGUACUAAAGCUACCUGAAUAGCGCUCAAUCUACGUUUCUGCUUGCGUCUGUAGCUAAUGAAUAUAAUUCAAGGUAAAGCUAUGAAAGCUCAGUGCGAUUUUUAAACAAUUUAAACAACCUUACUGAAACAUUGCCUCAUCGCCCCUUUGUGUUGCUACUGGAGAGUUUAGGGAAUAAAACAUUUAUUUUUGCCUUUUUAUCUGGUCUAAUAUUACAACUUACAUUUGAGAAACAAAAAUUUACAUCCCAGAAAGGCAAUCACAUUAAUACAUAACUUUGUAGUAUUUUUUUUUCUAAUGAUAAAGUUUUUAUAAAGGUUUUCCAAUAGGUAUAAAAAAUUAUGUACAUUUUUUCAGGUGAGUUGUUAUUACAGUUAAGUGGUAAUUGAAAUUCACAUUAAACUUGGCAUAAAUGCUCA
Nematostella vectensis (starlet sea anemone) is the source of this 2407-nucleotide messenger RNA. Its product is annotated as putative E3 ubiquitin-protein ligase UBR7. The transcript has 12 exons. Gene Ontology annotation, molecular function: zinc ion binding; ubiquitin protein ligase activity. The coding region runs from base 413 to 1696 and encodes 427 amino acids. The record is from RefSeq and is a predicted model, not a curated record. NCBI's taxonomy places the organism in Eukaryota, Metazoa, Cnidaria, Anthozoa, Actiniaria, Edwardsiidae. Gene Ontology annotation, cellular component: cytoplasm.